GAAAGAAGGAAAGAACCGAACGGGAAGCAGUCGAGGUUAAAGGAACGCGCAGAGUGGAGAAAGGUGCAGCAAGGAUUAGCUGUGUGUCCUGGGUGGGGGUGUGUAGGUACGAUUCCUACAUGAAUUGAAGUUGGAUCCAGCCCUGAAGAUAAAGCGUGGACAAUGUGAAGCUCUGCUAGAGACAGUCUGAGCAGCCUGUACCGUGCGUUUAUCUGGUGGGAGAUGGUACCAUUGUGCUAAUGUCAUUGGACUGGAAAUCCAGAACUCCAGGCUGAUAUUUGGGGAACGUGGAUUCAAAUCCCAUUAUGGCCGAUGGGUCCAAAAAGAAUUAAACCACGUAAACUUCUACAAAACAGGGUGACUGUUCUCAUUUCUCCCAGUUAUCAUGAACCGUCGAAUCGAUGUUUGAGAGGUCCAACCUCCUCUCGUGGCUCGCUGAGGGGUUCCUGGGUCACACUCAAUGGACACAGUUAAAUAGUGGAGCACUCACCCUCGUCAGCUGUGGUGACCCAAGAGAACCUCAUACUCCUGGAUUUGAGUGACAGCAAAUGAUUUGCAAUGGUGACAUGAAACGCAAGAGGGAAGAUUUUUAUUUUCUGAAAGCAGAAACAACCGCGCUACUUUAAAUCUCGGAAGAGGGAGGACAUAAAGCAUGAGUUUCCUGAGCAGACUGCGUCGGCUGUUUCGACAACUCACGUUGCAGGGAGUGCUUCUGUUACUCUUUGCCUUCUGCAUGGUUACUGUGUUCAUCUCUGCCUAUUACCUGUACAUCGGAACCAAGCAAGAGACGGAACUUUCUAGUGAAGUCCAGCGUCCUGACUGUGACGACUCCAGAGUCACCCCAUCCAGGCUAUUCCCAACCAAGCCCAUGAAGGCAGUGGAUGUCUCUCGCACUGACCCUGUGGUCCUGGUCUUUGUUGAAAGCAUGUACACCCAACUGGGGCAGGAGAUAGUAGCCAUCCUGGAGACCAGUCGGUUCAAGUACCACACGGAGAUCGCGCCGGGCAAGGGUGACAUGCCCACAUUGACAGAUGAGGACAGAGGUCGUUUUGUCCUCGUUAUAUAUGAGAACAUUUUGAAGUACGUGAAUCUGGAUGCUUGGAACAGGGAACUGCUCGAUAAAUACUGCAUCGAGUACAGUGUUGGCAUAAUUGGCUUCUUCAAAGCCAAUGAAAAUAGUUUGCUCAGUGCCCAGCUAAAGGGCUUCCCUCUGUACCUCCACUCUAACCUGGGCCUCAAAGACUGUAGCAUUAACCCCAAAUCACCGCUUCUGUACAUCACAAAAGCAAAGGAGGUAGAGAAGGGCUUCCUGCCGGGAGAUGACUGGACAGUUUUCCAGUCCAACCAUUCGACGUAUGAACCCGUUUUGCUCGCCAAGACCAAAUCCGCUGAGAACAUCCCGCACAUGGAGGUGGAUGCUGCUCUUCAUACAACUGUAGUGCAGGACCUGGGUCUCCAUGACGGCAUACAGCGAGUGCUGUUUGGAAACAACAUGAACUUCUGGCUCCACAAGCUUGUCUUUGUGGAUGCUGUCUCCUUUCUAACAGGGAAGAGAUUAUCUCUCCCGCUGGACAGGUAUAUUUUAGUGGACAUUGAUGAUAUCUUUGUUGGCAAAGAGGGAACCAGGAUGAAAGCAGAAGAUGUGAAGGCGCUCCUUGAAACCCAGAAGCAAUUGCGAGUUCACAUUCCAAACUUCACCUUCAACCUGGGCUUCUCUGGAAAGUUCUAUUACACCGGGACCGAUGAGGAAGACCAAGGGGACAGUCUUCUCCUGGCCAACGUGGAGGAGUUCUGGUGGUUCCCUCACAUGUGGAGUCACAUGCAACCCCAUCUGUUCCACAACCAGUCAGUGCUAGCUGAGCAAAUGCUCCUCAACAAGCAGUUUGCGCUGGAGCAUGGUAUUCCCACUGACAUGGGCUACGCAGUGGCACCUCAUCAUUCUGGAGUUUACCCCGUUCACAUCCAGCUCUACGAAGCGUGGAAGCAGGUCUGGGGGAUGAAAGUAACAAGUACAGAGGAAUAUCCGCACUUGAAACCAGCUCGAUUCCGGCGAGGGUUCAAACACAAUGGCAUCAUGGUUCUGCCUCGUCAAACGUGUGGGCUUUUCACACACACGAUAUUCUACAGCGAAUAUCCCGGAGGGCCCAGAGAAUUGGAUAAGAUCAUUAAUGGAGGAGAGCUCUUCCUCACUGUUCUCCUUAACCCUAUAAGCAUCUUCAUGACACACCUGUCAAACUAUGGCAAUGAUCGCCUGGGUCUUUACACCUUUAAGAACCUCAUCAGCUUCGUGCAGUGCUGGACAAACCUCAAGCUACAGACUCUGCCACCUGUCCAGCUCGCACAGAAAUAUUUCCAACUGUUUCCUGAAGAGAAGGACCCUGUGUGGCAGGAUCCUUGCGAAGAUAAGAGGCACAAGGAUAUCUGGUCGAAAGAAAAGACAUGUGAUAGACUUCCCAAACUGCUUAUCAUUGGACCUCAAAAGUCAGGUACCACAGCUCUUUAUCUGUUCCUCACUAUGCACCCGGAUGUCACCAGCAAUUCUCCAAACCCUGAUAGCUUUGAGGAGUUGCAGUUCUUUAAUGGACCGAACUAUCAUAAGGGCAUUGACUGGUACAUGGAUUUUUUCCCUGUUCCGUCCAACACAAGCUCGGAUUUCUUCUUUGAGAAGAGUGCAAAUUACUUUGAUUCUGAGGUGGCCCCAAAACGGGCAGUGGCUCUGUUGCCGAAAGCUAAAAUUAUCACCAUUCUGAUCAAUCCCGCGGACCGAGCUUACUCCUGGUACCAGCAUCAGCGGGCUCACGAUGAUCCGGUGGCCUUGAAGUACAGUUUCUAUGAGGUUAUCACUGCCAGAGGGGACACAGUGCCAAAGCUAAGAUCUCUUCGGAAUCGUUGUCUCAUUCCAGGCUGGUACGCAACACACAUCGAGCGCUGGCUUAACCACUACCAUGCCAACCAGAUUCUUGUUCUCGAUGGACAUCUGCUCCGAGCAGAGCCCGCUGCAACAAUGGAAAAGGUGCAGAAGUUCCUUGGUCUCCGAAACAUUGCUGAUUAUCACAAGUUGCUGAUAUUUGAUCUGAAGAAAGGCUUCUGGUGUCAGCUGUUGGAUGGCAAUAAAUCGAAGUGCCUGGGGAAAAGUAAAGGCCGGAGGUACCCAGAGAUGGACAGUGAUUCGAGAGCUUUUUUACGUGAAUACUACAGAGAUUCCAACAUCGAGCUUUCAAAGCUGUUGUAUAAACUGGGACAGAGCCUGCCCACGUGGCUGAGAGAGGAACUUCAGAACAACAGGUAGCUGUACGCCAGGAAACAAAGGACAAAUUUGUGCAUCUGUGCUUCCAGCGGCUCUUCUCUGAGAUCAAGCCAGCAUUUCUGUCUCAUUGUCAUUCAUUUGUUAAAGGCCUGGUCGAUUCCUCAUCCUUCUAAGCACUGAUUGGGUCUCCAGAGACAGUUGAAGCAUUCAGCAUUGCUGAUGGUUUAUUAGCCCUGCGGGGAGACCUAUGCUUGUUAGUUACCCGCUGACUGGAAGCUCGUGAAGAGCAUUGUUUAUUUUCAUCUCAGGGCUGUGGCAGCUUCCCCAGGAGGAGCAGAAGGGAGUGAAGACUGUUAGCAAUAAUUGGUUCCUCAAGGCAUAGCUGGAGUUCAGGCCAAACCUAUAUUCACUCCUCCUGAAGUGCUGCAGCACAGAACCAUCACUCAGCUUCCACCAGCUCUCAGGAGAGGUCGGUCUCUGAUUUUUAUGAUCACAAAGUGUUGAACUCUUCCUCACAACAGUCACGAGGAAUAGGAUGUUGGAAGGGAGGUCUCUCUCAUUCCGCUCGCCUCAACAAAUGGCUCAGAAAGACAGCACCUUCUGAGAGUUGCUUCUGACUGGUUCUCUUGGGAGCUUUGAUGUUGAAUAGUUCACUGGGUUUUCUCCAAGAAACAAUUGAACGCAGCUUCUACCAAACAGCACAAAGCUGGCAGUCAGGUGAACCGGACCAGGAGACAGCUCCUUCCAGCAAAUAAGAUGGUCACUUUUGCUAAGUACGACCAGACUUGCAUAAAGAAGCAAUUCAGAAUGACCACAUUGUCCUACUUUGUAGAUGAUGUCUAAGCAAAAAGCCAUCCCCUCCCCCUUCCUUGCCUCUGGAUUACAUUUAUUAAGGGGCACAUCACUUUUCUAUACAAACACUUUCACAGAAUGCCGUUCGAAAUGGUACAAGUUCAGUUGGUCACAUUGGCAACCCUAGGGUAGGGUACUGCUUAACUACAAUGAAUACAAUUCAAAUUUCCAGUACAUUGAAGGCUGGUACAUGUAAUUAUAUCAUGUCUCUAUAUUCUUUCAUGCAAUAUGGGCUAGGCCAGCAAUUCUUGUCCAUCCCUAAUUGGCUAAAGGGCCAUUAAGAGUCAACUACAUUGAUGUGGAGUUGGAAGGCAGACCAUGUAAGGAUGACAAUUUCAGUUCCCUGAACGGCAUUCAUGAACCAGAUAGAUUUUCCUAACGUUCACCAUUAUACUAAUAAUUCCAGGUUUCAAUUAAAUUCAAUAUCCAUCAUCUGCCAAUGGUGGGAUUUGAAUCCUGAUCUGCAGAACAUCACCUGGAUCUCUGGACUAAUGGUCCAGCGAUAAUACCAUUAGGCCAUCACAUUUCAUUGGAUGUGUUCUCCACUCUUAGUCAAAGAGUUGGAGAGCUAAACAGCAUAGAAACUGUCACUUCUCUCCAGCUCGUCCAUAUCAACCAGAUAUCCCAAACUAAUCUAGUCCCACCUGCCAGCACUUGGCCGAUAUCCUUCCAAACCCUUCCUAUUCAUAUACCCAUCCAGAUGCCUUUUAAAUGUUGCAAUUGUACCAGCCUCCACCACUUCAUCUAGCAGCUCAUUCCACACACAACCCACCCUCUUCCCCUCAGGUCCCUUUUAAAGCUUUCUUAUCUCACCCUAAAACUAUGCCCUCUAGGUUUGGACUCCCCUCCCCUGGGGAAAUGACUUUGUCUAUUUAUCCUAUCCAUGCCUCUCAUGAUUUUAUAAAACCUCUGUAAAGUCAUCCCUCAGCCUCCGAUGCUCCAGAGAAAACAGUCCCAACCUGUUCAGCCUCUCCCUAUAGCUCAAACCCUCCAAUCCUGGCAACAUCCUUGUAAACCUUUUCUGAACCCUUUCAAGUUUCACAACAUCUUUCCUACAGCAAGCUGUAGAUUCUGGCUGGUGUGUAUCACAGUGCAAUAGGUUGGUUCAAUCACUUGCUGAUUUGGGGCUGAAAGUACAUAAUUGCCAUUUGUUAAACGUUGUCUAGUUUGAACACAAAUGAACCCAGACACUGCAGAAAACCCAACUGGAAUCUCGAUCUUCGAGGAAACAUUGCACAACAAAUUCCACAAAGUAUUGUACUGAGCUGUUCAUCAUUUGCAAUCUUUUAAUUGUUCAUUGAGCAAGAGGAUCCCUGAGAAACAUUUAAUAUAGAGACUUCUAAAUGGGGACCAAAUAGUCUCCAAGUAAAGAUGUACCAUUUUGCGAAUACCACCCAUUGCUUUUUUGACUCUGGACUCUCUACUUUCAUUGUUUUUUUGGAUGAUGUGGGUCAAGUGACGAACAAACUCCAUUUGAACUUGUAAAGUACAGUUGGAUCUCUGUAAGUAAGACAAUGGCGGGCAGACAAUCCUUGGUUAUGGGUACAGCAAUGCUCUCAGCAUCAGAAUAAUACAAUGGAAAUUGGAUUGAACUAUUCUUGGGCAUUGAGACUAACCAGAUGGAAGAUUGAUGUGAGAGGGAAAUGCAAUGAUUACAAGGUUUUACCCUGUUAAACCCAAACUGGAAAUGUAGAAAUCCAGACAUUCAGGGUGCAAACGAUAGAGGUUUAGCUGUCAAAUUUUGCAAGAUGGAGCUCUGUCCAACUCAAAAGUACCUGAUAUUUAAAAACUUUACUUUUUGAAGGAUUGUAUCUGAGGAUACGCUGCAGAACCGGACUGUUUUCCGCUCCCAGAGUAUCCCUUUUAAUGAUUCAAAACUGAUAUUUUGAAUUAUUAACAUGCAGUUACUUCUCGGCAAUAAACCGUGUUACCUGUUCCUGGAUUCCCUUUGUGUCAGCUGUGUAUGGAAAAGCAAGAUUUCUCUUUUUCUCUCCUCUUCAUCUAUGAGUGGGAUCUCUGUUUAAAUAUAUCAUAAACUUUCCACCAUUCAGCAUUACAUCAAAUGUGAAGUUUACAUCUGUUUGAAAACUUUUAGAAAAUCACGAUUAUCGUAAUUUAUUAACUUAAAGUGUUUAAAUCUGUAAAUAUCCUGUAAUUUACUCACCAGCUGUAA
Messenger RNA from Hemiscyllium ocellatum (epaulette shark), 6272 nucleotides. It is a transcript of the gene ndst1b, whose product is annotated as N-deacetylase/N-sulfotransferase (heparan glucosaminyl) 1b. The transcript has 17 exons. NCBI's taxonomy places the organism in Eukaryota, Metazoa, Chordata, Chondrichthyes, Orectolobiformes, Hemiscylliidae. Bases 653 to 3289 code for a protein of 878 amino acids. Gene Ontology annotation, cellular component: Golgi apparatus. The record is from RefSeq and is a predicted model, not a curated record. Gene Ontology annotation, molecular function: deacetylase activity; heparan sulfate N-sulfotransferase activity.